This is a messenger RNA of Selaginella moellendorffii, 1257 nucleotides long. Its product is annotated as pentatricopeptide repeat-containing protein At2g33760-like. The record is from RefSeq and is a predicted model, not a curated record. Gene Ontology annotation, molecular function: RNA binding; protein binding. The transcript is spliced from 2 exons. Bases 106 to 507 code for a protein of 133 amino acids. Gene Ontology annotation, biological process: RNA modification. Lineage: Eukaryota; Viridiplantae; Streptophyta; Lycopodiopsida; Selaginellales; Selaginellaceae.
UUCAGGGGAAAACUAGGGGGCAAGCUUGGACAAGAACUUGAAGGUCUUGGAGUAAAAACGGUUGGAGACUCUUGCAGUUUUCCGAAGUGAAAUUGCAGGAUAUGUAUGGCCCAAACACCGGCAGCAGCAUUAGGGUUCCAGCAGCAUCAGCAGCAUCAGCAAGUGCAGGAGUACGCGGCUCUGCUGCAGUCGUGCGUUGAUGGGGGCAACCUCCUCCACCGGAGCAUUGUCGCCAAGGAUCUGGAGCAGCACGUCUCUCUCUGGAAUUGCCUGGUAAACAUGUACGUCCGGUGUGGGGAUGUGCAGGUGGCGCACGCUGUGUUCGACAGGAUGCAGAAGAGGAAUAUGGUGUCUUGGGCUGCCAUGAUCGCAGCAAAUGCCCAGCACGGGCAUUGGGUUCAGGCAUUCCGACUGUUCCGGAUGCGGGGCCCAACAGCCACACAUUUGUGGCGCUGCUCAGCGCUGCUGUCUCCAAAACAGCAAAUGGAUCGAGUCGCUCAUCCGUGAGAACGAAGCUGGCAUGGAAGAAGCCGGAGUCAGAGAAGAACCAACAUCAACAACAACAACAACGGUGGUCGCAAGUGCCCUCAUCAACAUGUACACCAAGUGUGGCAGCCUGGAGAAUGCAGUUGCUGUGUUUCAAGGGAUGGCUUGCCAACAAAAGGAUAUUGUGUCUUGGACUUCACUUGUAGGAGCGUAUGCCCAAAAAGGCCAUUCUGUUGGUGCUGCAGUUCACUUUCAGCGCAUGUUGCUUCAAGGCCUCAUGCGCAACGAGGAUUUCUGGCCGUGUGUGGGGAUAAGAUUCCACACACCAUGUUGGGGAAGAAUUUGGGGCAUUGGUUGCAGCGGGGAUUUGCUGCGGUGGUCUGCCAGGUGAAAUAUUGGUGCUGACCGUGUGAUUAUCUGUCUCCUGUGUUAUGCUGUGGGGUCUGAGAAUCCAAAGAACAGUGGGAAUUGUGGGGGGCAUUUGUAACUACCCUUGAAAGAGGAAAUUGGUAUACAGAUUAAGCACAUCUCCUGUCCAACACAAUAUCCCACCCCCUUUCCCGGGCCUUAUCCAGAUUCAAAACGACCACAUGGUCCCAGGUUUUCCAAUACCGGAUGCUACGCCCAUGCCGCUUGUUGUAUCAAGGUGAUGCCCACAUAAUGUAGCAAGAUCUCAACGUCCGAAGGUAUUUGUUUUCAUUUACUAGGAUGCCAUUCACUAUAACAUGUGUAUAGGAAUUUUUUCGUUGCCAAUGGAGAUGGUCUUCCGAA